AUGAAUAUUUUUCGUUUAUUGGGAGAUUUAAGCCACCUUGUGGCUAUACUGCUUCUUUUACAUAAAAUAACCAGUUCUCGGUCAGUUUCAGGUUUAUCUUUACACUCUCAAGUUCUUUUCUUGAUCGUAUUUAUAAGUCGCUAUUUGGAUUUGUUUACUACAUUUAUAUCACUCUACAACUCGGUUAUGAAGGUCAUAUUUAUUGCGACUUCAGCACUUGUUUGUUAUGACAUUGCUGUAAAACACAGAAAUUCUUACAAAGAAGGAGUUGACAAUAUACCUUAUUUCUACACAAUUACACCCUGCAUCUUACUAGCUCUCAUUUUUAAGAGAAAGUUUACAAUUCUGGAGGUCUUAUGGACUUUCUCUGAAUUUCUGGAAGCCAUUGCUAUUUUCCCGCAGCUUGAUAUGAUCCAAACAACAGGAGAAGCAGAAAGCAUUACUUCCCACUACCUCUUUUUUCUGGGACUCUACCGAGCGCUGUACAUCCCUAACUGGAUCUAUCGGUACUACACUGAAAAGCACCACCUCGACUUGAUAUCCGUUAUACCUGGGAUCGUUCAGACCGCUCUCUACAUUGACUUUUUUUAUCUGUAUAUAACAAAAGUAUUGAGUGGACGUAAGUUAGUGCUUCCUGCUUAAGCUUCUUUUUGCCGCGUCUUUAUUCUGUCCCUCUUGAAAUUCUAU
Messenger RNA from Zophobas morio, 687 nucleotides. Its product is annotated as ER lumen protein-retaining receptor-like. The transcript is spliced from 6 exons. Bases 1 to 642 code for a protein of 213 amino acids. Gene Ontology annotation, biological process: endoplasmic reticulum to Golgi vesicle-mediated transport; protein retention in ER lumen. Gene Ontology annotation, cellular component: membrane; cis-Golgi network; endoplasmic reticulum. The record is from RefSeq and is a predicted model, not a curated record. NCBI's taxonomy places the organism in Eukaryota, Metazoa, Arthropoda, Insecta, Coleoptera, Tenebrionidae. Gene Ontology annotation, molecular function: ER lumen protein retrieval receptor activity.